UGUUUAAUGACCAAUGUGGCUGCCACCUCAUCGCGUGAUUAUCGUGAUGCUGUGAUGUUGUGUGAGCGCCGAGUUUUUCGUUGGUGACACGGAAGGAACACCUCUUUUUCAAGACGAUCGUCGAGAGGAACGAGCGAAAUGACCCAGGCUUACGUGAAAGCCCUCCUGGCGAUUCUUUUGGUCGCUCAGGUUCACGGAAUCAUGUUCUACCUGGAGCCAAACGGUCAUAAGUGUCUGAAGGAGGAAGUCCACGCGAAUGUACUCGUCACAGGUGAAUACGAGGUGUCCGAGGCGAUGGGUCAGAAAACGAAUUACGUGAUUGCAGAUUCCAAAGGACAUAUAUUAUCACAAAAGGAGGAUAUUCCUCAUGGAAAAAUGUUGAAGUUCUCUUUUGUAACAGAAACUUACGAUACUUUUGAAAUAUGUUUUGUUUCACGUGUUCCAAGCCAUCAACGCGGUAUCAGACAAGAAGUUACAUUAAUUACGAAACGUGGUAUUGAAGCAAAGAGUUAUGAAGGCUUGAUCGGUGAAGCAGCCAAAUUGAAACCAGUAGAAGUGGAAUUGAAACGGUUAGAAGACUUGUCUGAGGCGAUAGUGCAAGACUUUGCCAGAAUGCGCAAAAACGAGGAAGAAAUGAGAGACACAAAUGAGGCCACGAACACUCGGGUAUUAUACUUCAGUAUAUUUUCGAUAUGCGUCCUCUUUGGUUUAUCCACUUGGCAACUCUUCUAUUUCCGACGCUUUUUCAGGAUGAAGAAACUCAUUGAAUAAAUGCAUUUGUAAUAAAUAAUACAAAUGUAAAAAAAUAUACUUAUUUUUUGAGGUUUUCAUCUUUGUUACCUGUAAUUUGUAUUUAAAUUAUGAAACACUUUUUACAUUCAUCAAAAUAUUUAAGAAAUACUAUUUGAAUAAAUAUGCAAAAACGCGUUACAAUCAUAUUACCUCAUUCAAAUCAAUGUAAAAUAAGAUAAAACCUCAUCUCGCCACACAUUGCCCAUAUGUCGAGAACACAUUAUUUAAGCAAUUGUAAGAUAGAAAGUUUCGUAAAUAAAAAUAUACCUCAAUGGUAAUAAAAUAGA
Monomorium pharaonis (pharaoh ant) is the source of this 1079-nucleotide messenger RNA. RefSeq names its product transmembrane emp24 domain-containing protein bai (gene bai). The coding region runs from base 139 to 771 and encodes 210 amino acids. The record is from RefSeq and is a predicted model, not a curated record. Gene Ontology annotation, cellular component: Golgi apparatus; endoplasmic reticulum; endoplasmic reticulum-Golgi intermediate compartment. Lineage: Eukaryota; Metazoa; Arthropoda; Insecta; Hymenoptera; Formicidae. The transcript is spliced from 6 exons. Gene Ontology annotation, biological process: endoplasmic reticulum to Golgi vesicle-mediated transport; Golgi organization; intracellular protein transport.